Messenger RNA from Vicia villosa (hairy vetch), 3142 nucleotides. Its product is annotated as receptor protein kinase TMK1-like. Bases 266 to 3001 code for a protein of 911 amino acids. Gene Ontology annotation, molecular function: protein kinase activity; protein binding; ATP binding. NCBI's taxonomy places the organism in Eukaryota, Viridiplantae, Streptophyta, Magnoliopsida, Fabales, Fabaceae. The record is from RefSeq and is a predicted model, not a curated record. Gene Ontology annotation, biological process: protein phosphorylation. The transcript is spliced from 2 exons.
CUCUUUGUGAAACACAAAACCAACUUUGUAAUUCCAUCUCUCUCUCUCUCUCCUCCCUGUUGCACCAUAUCUUCUCCCUAACAGAAUAAAAAACGAGUUUUCUCUAUUUUUUUCCGUUGGGGAUUCCUCCUCCCCAUCCAUUCUUAACAAAUGCCAUGUGAUCAUCUCCUUUCAUAAACCCUAUUGUGAGGGAUUAUUUAUGUUUUCCUCACAUUCAAUAUUCAACUUUAUCAUUAUUGUAAUAAUUUUCUGAAGCACAAAAAUAAUGAUAAAAGUUGGAUUGGAUUUUAGAGACUCAUUCAAUUUGGUUAUACUUUUGGUGUUUUCUAUCAUAAUUAUCCCAACAAGAUGUCAAGAUGUAGAAGUCAUGAAUAUUUUGAAAAGCACUAUAAAUUCUCCAAUCACCUUUCAAUGGACAGAUCCUGAUGUAUGCAAAUGGAGGCGUAUUCAAUGUGAUUCAAGCAAACGUGUCACUGCAAUUCAAUUAGGGACUCAGAACCUUCAAGGUUUUCUCCCAAAGGAACUUGUCAAGUUAACGAAUUUGCAAAGGUUUGAGUGUCAAAGCAAUGCCCUCACAGGUUCAUUCCCUUACCUCUCAAAAUCAUUACAGAGGCUUGUAAUUCACGAUAAUAAAUUCAAUUUCAUUCCUGGCGAUUUCUUCACGGGAAUGAGCAAUUUGCAAGAAGUAAGAAUUGACGACAACCCGUUUUCUCCAUGGCAGAUUCCUAAUUCUCUUAGAGAUUGUGUUGCGCUCCAAACUUUCAGUGCACAGAGUGCUGGAAUUGUUGGGACCAUCCCAAAUUUUUUUGGCAGAGAUGGUCCCUUCCCCGGGUUGAUUUUCUUGGCAUUGUCUAAUAAUUACUUAGAAGGUGUUUUGCCUGCAAGUCUUUCUAAAAGUUCAAUAGAGAACCUUUUGGUGAAUGGCCAAAAUAGUAAUAACAAACUCAAUGGUACCCUUGCUGUGAUACAAAAUAUGGCUUCUUUGAAACAAAUAUGGGCUAACGGUAACUCAUUUACCGGUCCUAUACCUGAUUUAUCUCACCUUGAUCAAUUAUCUGAUGUAAAUUUAAGAGAUAACCAAUUGACGGGUGUUGUUCCGCCUUCUCUUGUGAACCUUCCAAGAUUGCAAGUGGUGAAUUUGACAAACAAUUACCUUCAAGGUUCACCUCCCAAGUUUAGAGACGGUAUUGGAGUUGAUAAUAAUAUGGAUGGGAGUAGAAAUCAAUUUUGCACCAAUGUUUCAGGGCAACCUUGUAGUUCUCUUGUGAAUGUUUUGUUAUCAGUUAUUGAACCUUUGGGUUAUCCUCUCAAGUUUGCUGAAAGUUGGCAGGGUAAUGAUCCAUGUGCUAAUAAAUGGUUAGGUAUAGUUUGUUCUGGUGGGAAUAUUUCAAUUAUAAAUUUCCAGAGCAUGGGAAUAACUGGCACUAUUUCUCCUACUUUUGCUAGUAUUUCAUCUUUAACAAAAUUGCUUCUUGCAAACAAUAGUCUCAUUGGUACAAUACCGAACCAACUUACUAGUAUGCCUCUUCUACAAGAAUUGGAUGUUUCUAAUAAUCAUUUAUAUGGUCGUGUUCCGUCGUUUCAUAAUGGUGUGGUUCUUAAAUUUGGUGGAAAUCCGGAUAUUGGGAAGGAUAAACCCAGUAAUGCAAGUAGUUAUGGGUUUGAAGGUAGUGGUAGUAACAAUAAUGUUGUCGGCAUCACAAUUGUAAUUUUGGUGGGAGCUGUCAUUUUAAUUGGUGUUGGGGUAUUAUUAUAUAUUAAGUUUUGGAAAAGGUCUGGCAAUAAUUCAAGGAAAAGUUUAAGUCAUGAUUCAAUAAUGGUAGAUCAUAAAUAUCAAUUGGAUGAUAAUAUUCUGAAUGUAAGUGUUAUUGGUGGUGGUGAGGGAGGAGGUGCAUUAAGCCCCACUGGUAACAUGGUGAUUUCAAUUCAAGUUUUGAGACAAGUUACACAUAAUUUUCGUGAGGAAAACAUUAUUGGAAAGGGUGGUUUUGGCACUGUUUACAAAGGGGAAUUGCACGAUGGGACACAAAUUGCAGUGAAAAGGAUGCAAUCGGGAAUAACAGACGAGAAAGGACCAAAUGAAUUCACAUCAGAGAUUAUGGUUCUUACAAAAGUCCGACAUAAACAUUUGGUUGCACUCUUAGGGUAUUGCUUAGAUAGAAAUGAAAGACUCUUGGUCUAUGAGUACAUGCCUCAAGGUGCUCUAAGUAAACACUUAUUCAAUUGGAAAGAGGAAGGGAUAAAACCACUAGAAUGGAAAACGAGGCUUAGUAUUGCCUUGGAUGUUGCUAGAGGUGUGGAAUAUCUUCAUGGGUUGACCCAACAAAUUUUUAUCCACAGGGAUCUCAAACCAUCCAACAUUUUACUUGGAGAUGAUUUACGGGCUAAAGUAUCUGACUUUGGAUUGGUUCGACUUGCUCCCGAAGGAAAAGCUUCAUUUCAAACUAGACUUGCAGGAACUUUUGGAUAUAUGGCACCAGAGUAUGCUGCCACCGGAAGACUAACAACAAAGGCCGAUGUAUAUAGUUUUGGUGUAAUUCUUAUGGAGAUCGUAACAGGAAGGAAAGCGCUUGAUGAGAGCCAACCAGAAGAGAACAUCCACCUUGUAACAUGGUUUCGUCGGAUGUUAUUGAAUAAGGAUUCAUUUCGAACGAUCAUUGACAAAACAAUUGAAGUUGAUGAAGAAACAUAUGAAAGCAUCAACACGGUUGCAGAGUUGGCAGGGCAUUGUAGUGCAAGGGAGCCUUAUCAGCGUCCUGAUAUGAGUCAUGCAGUGAAUGUGUUAUCAUCUCUUGUUGAAGUAUGGAAACCUAUAGAACAAGAUGUUGAUGAUGUAUAUGGGAUCAACUUUGAUAUGACAUUACCAGAAGCUCUCCAAAGGUGGCAAGCUUUUGAAGGAAAAAGCACAUUCAAUUUAACACGUUCUCCUUCAUCGCUGCAUACUAGUGGUGGCAACACACACUCCCGUACAUCUCCAAAUGUGUCUUCAUCACAUACAUAAAGGUGAAUUUAGACAUAUAGAUUUUUAUAUCGAUUUUGUAUUCAAUGUAAUUACAUAUUUUGUUGUCUUCAAUAUCGUGUAUGAUCUUUACCAAAUGGUUUAUUUUUAUUUUAAGGAAAAAAUAACCAAAUUUUAGUGUUA